This is a messenger RNA of Astyanax mexicanus (Mexican tetra), 5511 nucleotides long. RefSeq names its product rhophilin, Rho GTPase binding protein 1 (gene rhpn1). Gene Ontology annotation, biological process: signal transduction; negative regulation of stress fiber assembly. NCBI's taxonomy places the organism in Eukaryota, Metazoa, Chordata, Actinopteri, Characiformes, Acestrorhamphidae. The transcript is spliced from 16 exons. Gene Ontology annotation, molecular function: protein binding. The record is from RefSeq and is a predicted model, not a curated record. Bases 1531 to 3525 code for a protein of 664 amino acids.
GAUACGUCGUAUGUGGCACUGAAUCGGGCCAUAUCAACAUGCCAGCUAAAAAUUGGAUAGGAUCUCAUUAGGAUGUAUGGGCGUUCCACAUUUGAUCAUCUGAUUAUGGCCUAUUUUCGCAGUCAUACAGACAGGUCCUUCAGUAUUUGGACAGUAGUGAAGUUUUUAUUAUGUUGCGUCUGUACAUUACCUCAGUGCACUAACCCUUUCAGACCCUGCGUCAAUUACAAUGGACUUCAUGUCAUUAUAUUUUUUAAUUGUUUUGUUACACAGAACCCUGAUUAAGACCUGUUGUCCAACAGAAACCAGUCAAUGAAACAGUAGCUUAGCCCCGCCCACUGCACUGGACAAAUAAAAAUCAGCAACUCGGACAUUAGAGCAUGUCAACACUACAGAACAAAUAAGGCAAAGUAAUGAAAACUCUUUUUUCUUUUUAUCAUAUUAAGUUAUAAUGUUUUGGCUAAUUGGAUUUAUUUUAAUACAGAUUUUGUAUUAGGAUAGUAGUGUCUAAUUUUGUGUGCAUUACAGACAGAAAACAUUCUUAUAUUUUUUCAUCAUUGGAACAUAAUUCAGGUCUAAAGAAAUUUAAAUGAAGUGAAGACUUCCAAGGUUAAUUAAAUAGUUGGGGAUUGGAGGAUUUCUUCAUAAUCUAUCUGUUUUGUUUUCACAGGAUUAAGAUAGCUUUUGCAGGUUGUGAUCAUGCAAAAAAAAAAAAAACAUGUGAAAGUUUGUCUACAUGUUUUUUACAGCGCUGCGGGGUUAAGUUAGCCCGGGUCAGUGUGAGGGGAGACGGUGGGAAGUGUGUCAGUGGGGGACAGUGCGGUGGUGAACAGUGGGUGAAACGUUGGGCCUCAGUAUAAAGUCUUUGUCUGCACUAUCGACUCCUCCCGACUGACGAUGCCUCUGCGUUGCCACGGACAACGGUCGUCUUUCCGCUUCAAAUCACUUUUGAACACGCCCACCUGCUCCGGGGUUGGCGCUCGGACUGCCAAUCAAGUUUCCACCUCGUGCUCCUAUUGGACAGCUGGGCUGUCGCUCACCUGUAUCGCGCUCCUAUUGGCUAAAGCAGAGGAGUGGGCUCGUUCUGGGACUUAAACCGGAGCAGGGACGCAGAUCAGCUGCAGCAGCGGGUCUGCAACAAGUGUCUUGCUGUUAUUUUCGAUAGUUGUUCUCUACCGGGGUUCUGGUUUGGCAUUAUGGUGAAGAAUCGUCUGCAGAUCGGAGUUUUUUACUGGAUAGAGGGGUUGGACUGGUAGGAAACUAAUCCAAAGCCCGGGUUUAAGUGGGUCCUGCUGGUGAAUGCUCCAUGUGUGAGGGGGGAUUACCGUGAAACUCCCGGAUUUGCUGAAGUUUGACAUGCACGCAGUCUGGAGUGUCGCGUGACCUCGUGUCGCAGUACGGGCGCGCGCUCUCCGCUUCUCCCGAGUUCGCGUUUCUUUAAGGACUGCAGGGUCCCGGCCGCCCCGCGCGCCCCCCGUGACGCAGUGAGUGUAGUGGGCAGGUGAGCGAGUGCCCCCCGGAGAGAGGAGAAUGUCGGACACUGGCUCAGAGGAAGAGGUAUCAGUGCUGAGGGAGGAGGGGGUCUCCGGAGGAUCAGUCAGAAAGGGAUGUGAUCCUCUAGUGUUAACACAGCGCAGCAAACUUCAGCAGAGACGAGCCAAACUCAAUCAACAAAUCAACCGUGAGCUGCGUUUACGAACAGGAGCAGAAAAUCUCUACAGGGCUACAACUAAUCAGAAAGUAAAGGAGACUGUGUCAUUGGAGUUGAGUUUUGUAAACUCAAACCUGCAGCUACUUAAAGAAGAACUGGAGGAGCUGAAUAGCAGCAUGGAAGUUUACCAGACAGAGAGUGAGAAGGUCAAUGUGCCCAUGAUCCCACUUGGACUCAAAGAGACUAAGGAAAUCGACAUGACUAUCCCUCUUCAGGACUUUAUCAGUGAACAUUAUGGAGAAGAUGCUUCUCUGUAUAUGUCAGAGGUCAAAGAGUUUAUGGAUCUCAGACAGGCGAUGCGCACCCCCAGCCGUAAUGACGCGGGACUCGAGUUGCUCAUGGAAUACUACAACCAGCUCUAUUUUCUAGAUCAGCGCUUUUUUGCCCCACACAGGACACUGGGAGUUCACUUCCACUGGUAUGAUUCCCUGACUGGUGUGCCUUCGUGCCAGAGAGCGCUAGCUUUUGAGAAAGGAAGUGUGUUAUUUAACAUUGGGGCACUUUACACACAAAUUGGAGCAAGACAAGACCGCUCCACACUGCCUGGCAUCCAGAACGCUAUUGAUGCUUUCCAGAGAGCUGCUGGAGCUUUUCUCUACUUGCAAGAGAAUUUCUCUCAUGCUCCCAGCCUAGAUAUGAGUAGCCCUGCACUGAGUAUGCUGGUUCGCCUCAUGGUUGCUCAGGUUCAGGAGUGCAUUUGUGAGAGAGUAACACUUACUAUGGAGGAGAAUGAUCUCAUGUCGAACCUACAGGCUGCUCAGGAGUCAGCACGAGUUUCAGAUGUUUAUUCGCUGGUGCUGCAGGCCAUGUCUGUGCCUUUACUGAAGGAUUAUGUGCCAUUCUCCUGGCUCUCUGUGGUCCAGGUCAAAACUCAGCAUUUUAGAGCACUGGCCCAUUACUACACUGCUGCUGCACUGUGCGACUGCUCAGAUAUGAUUGACAAGGUCAAUGAUUGUGGUUCUGCGGUGAAGGCCUUAAAGCUGGUCCACACUAGACCUCCAGACACACUGUGUCUACAAGAGCCAGAGGACAGACUGAGACUGGGUAAAGGUCAUUUGCGCAAAGCCAUCAUAAGACACGAGGAGGCGUUGCGCCUCCAUGGUGUGUGUAAGAUGCUGCGCAAGAUGGAUAUUUUACAAGAAGUCCUAUCAUAUGCACACACACGCUCACUGGAGAAAUACUCAGACAUUGAUCAAGAGGAUGAUUUUUGUGAAAUUGCAGAAGCGCCAGAAAUUCAGUCACACACUUAUCAAAAGCCUGAUAUUAAAACUCCUGACUUCAGCUCAGUUAGAGUAACGGACAUCUUUCACCGACUGGGCCCUCUCUCUUUAUUUUGUGCUCGGAAUCGAUGGGUGGGUCGUCGUUUGUGUCUGGUGCGAGGAGAGGCGGGGCUUGGUCUCACUCUGCGUGGGGAUUCACCGGUUUUGGUUGCUGGUGUGCUGCCAGAGGGAUGUGCUGCUGAGGCAGGACUUCAUGAAGGUGAUUACAUAGUGGCUGUAAAUGGUUCAGACUGCAGAUGGGCAGAGCAUGCAGAGGUUGUUCAUGUUUUGAAAGGCUGUUCUGAAAGAGGAGUGGAGCUUGAUGUUAUUACCCUACUCACAAACGAGGUAGAGAAAAGGGCAGCCUCACUUUCACCCAGCAGUGACCGGGAGACUGUCACUCAACAGAGACAAGGUGGAGACAGUGACAGAGGCUCCACCUCUUUACUGAACUGGAGCUGGAGAAGUGGUGGAGGAGGCAGAGUAACAAAGAGACUUGGCAGCACUUUUAGCCUUCCAUUUGGCAGUUUGCGCGAGAGUGAGUCUAUGUACUGACAGAAAAUGAUGUAUUUAAGCAAAAAAAGCACUGCUCUUUUUCCUAGCACUGUUUUUCUCUGAAUAAUUGACCAUCAGUUAUACACAAGUUACAUAACCUCAAAGUAAUAUGUAAAAUAAGUAAAACACAAAACCCUAAAUUGCAGUAAUGGCAGUCUUCCACAAAGUUUCCAGGCUGAUUUCAUAGCAUAGGACAAAUUAUGUAGCUUUUGUCACUUUUGUAUAGCUUUUUUUGGUACAUCUAUAAAUGUCAUGCUAUUGAUGUUGAGUGUUCAGAAAAUAAUACGCAGUGCUAAACAUGGCUUAUUUAGGAGCAACACUGUAGUGUUCUGACUGAUAUCCAGCUGUGCAGGAAGGACACACAAGCAAACUAUUAGCUUUUAAACCACCUAAUUUGAAAUAUGUUAACUAUUUAGAACAUUGGUGUAAAUUAAGUUAGAAAUCCGUUUCUAUUUUGAUUAAUUUAGAGCGUAUGAUGAAUGUAGAUUUGCACUAAACAAGAGUGCUAUUGUAGCUCUGUGUUUUGUAAUAUUUUUUUUUGUGAGUUGUAGAAUCACUGUUGUCUGCACUGAUACACGAUGCCUUGUUAACUUUGUAUCCUUAAUUCUUCUGCAGCAUACCGAGAAAACUGUGCACAUUGUUUAAUGUAUUUUGUAAACUUUAAUUCAGGGAGAACACAUCCUUCUAAUACACUUAAAAUGAUCAGCAUCCAGCUUAAACAUUAAAAGGUCCAAUGUUCUACAAUAGGUAAAGACACAACUACUGCCUGCAAAAUUACAUAACCUAGGAUCGUUUACAUGAUAAUGAAUUAUGUUGCCACACAAAGAGACUCAUACUUUAGAGUCAGGUCUAGAGGAGGAGUGUGGGAUUGGAGUGCUUAUGUGUAAAACACUCACAUCAGUGUCUGUUUGUGUCUCCUCCAGUCAUAUGACUCCCCAGGCUGAGAUUACAGUAAAAUAUGAUGCUGGCUGGGUUGUUGGUUUGCGAUAAAAUGUCUUUGUAUUUGAGUUCAGCAUUAAAAGCUACAAAACAGUGAAUUUCCAUUACAAUAGUGCACAUCAUGGAAUGUUCUAGUAACACCUCAGAACAACAGGCAGAGCUCACCAACAGCUGAUAGUGGAUGGCCACCAACUGGCCAAGGUACAUAAUGCGCUUAAGUUGCCCCAUGUACUACCUGGAAAACAUUUUUUAUUCAUUAUCUAGAGAAUUUGAGAAAGACAAAUAACAGGAAAUACUUAAAAAAGAAGACAUUUCCCAUUUUACCCAUUAGAAAAACCUACUUAUGUCAUACUGAGUAAUUUUUUAUAUUAUACAUUUUAUGUACAUUUUUCUUUGAUAUUGAUGUUUAUAACAUUCUUUUGGUUUCAUGUUUCAAAGAUGGCCAGAACUUAUCUAUCAUGAUUAUUUUCAGCAUAUCUUUAUCUCUCAGAUUAAACAAGCCUUUUAUGUACACUGUUCUGAUGCACAGUGUGAAACAUGCCUGAGAGUUGCUGUAUAAAUAAGUAUAACUAAACCACUACAGACUGAUAUAUUAAUGAGUUUGUUCUUGUGGCAUCAUGACAAAAAAUCUCCAUAUAUGGACUGCUUUAAACUUUUUAUUUCUUCAUUAUAUAUCCCCAUUAAAACAUGAAGGAGACAUUGAAUGUACCAAGCUCUCGUUUAGCCACUUAAUUUUCAGCCACUUCUCUUGAUAUUGUGAGGCAUCAUGUUAUCCUGUUUUAUUGAGUAUUCUGUAUUAAAAACAAUACAGAAUGUUUACUUGAAGGCAGUGUUUUAUGCUAGAAUAUACCAGAAUGUUAAGUGUUAAGUGUAAUGUUUUGUCAUUUGUAUUGGUAUUGUAGAUUGUUUACUGCAAUGGCAAGAGCUCAUGAAUGGUACUUAUAGGAGCACACACACAUGUGGACAUCCGUUUUUAACCUGUUUAUGUCCAAAUAAUAUUUAAGUAUGAAAGUUAAGUUUAAAUUGUGAUUAAAUUCAAUGAAUUUA